AUGGACUCGACCAAGUAUGGGAACGCGGUAGAUUUUGAUACCGAUCUGCACUCGAUCUACGCAGCGUAUCUGGGUCAAUUCGAAGCCGCCGGAUCGGAGUGGUGGGCCAAGUCAUGGGGUGGUUACUUUGCGACCUUCAACGAUUUUCUUGGCUUUGGAUGGGAGGUCAUGGUGGUCGUGGAUGCUCGUACAGGCCGAGCACACAUUGCUGUCCGCAGGGAACAAAUUGCCCUCUUUGCCAAGAUGAUCCGGACGAGAUUCGGCGAGUCACUGGCAAAAGAUCCGCCUACAACGCUACCCCUCUCCCCCGCCCCGACCCGUACACUUUCCCUUCGCCGACUCAUUCAGCUGUCCGACCUCCCAGCUUACCGCAAGCUAUCGCUCACCCUUCCCGCCGCCGAGCUGUCCCAUCUCCGGCAUCGUGCCCGAACAGGCGAUGUAGCGGUUGCCGAACAGCUCUUCUACGCCGGCGGACCCUCGGCAGAGCGUGAAAGCGGCGCCGGCGCCGUAGGGAUGCGGGACAAUGGCGUGGGAUAUACCUUUGCAGCGGUGCGGACGACAUGGUGGGAAAAGGGAGGGGCACCGUCGGGCUUGAUCCCCGGGAGUGGGAGGACGCAAGGAGGGCGGUCAGGCCCAGCUGCGGCAGGAGGUGGGCAGCAGGGGAAGGGACUUGUCCUGGAAGUCGGAAUGGCAGUUGUCAGGUGUGCAAAUCUGCGAGCUGUCGAAGUUUGGCCUCCAACGCCUACGGAGAACUACCGCAAAUCUCACUGCAUCAUGGAGGAAUGGGUCGACAAGCGGACCAACCAGAACCCGCCCAGCUACCCUCGGGCGUACGCUUUCGGCAAAAGCCAGUACAUCGCGGAAAGAGAUGUUGAACGCAUUUUAGAUGCAAAUCUUGCUGCUCUGGCCUCCCAAGACAACGAUCCGAACGCCAAUACCCUCGUACUCUUGACCCUCGGCGAACCAGGACCCCUCCCCGUUCCCCAAUCAUCUACACUUCCCGCCAACAUCCUCCACAUCGACGUACUCGCUCUCGAGUAUAACCUCCUCCGCCGGGCCCAGGAACAAGGCGUUCAAGGCACGCCCGACCGACAAACGCCUCUCACAUCCCUCUCAGCCCUCCUGCAAACGCUGCAAAUUCCGUCUCCCCCAUUCGUGCCCGUCGGUAACGCCGGAAACGAGGCGUACUACACGCUCUUGGCAUUCCAAAAGCUCAUGAUGGCCCAGACGCGGCUUCCGGAUCUGCUCUUCAAGGCCCCUGAAAGCUACAUGUCGCCGGCGCCCUACUAUACCGGUUUCCCCCAGUCCGCAUCGGUCAACUUCUCUUCUUACCCGUCCAUGGCAAUGCCGCCACCGCAGGCGCCCUUUGCGCGUCCUCCACACUCGAGGCGCGAAUCGUCCAGCUCCUCUCGGCGGCAAAGCGAGCUGUUUCAACCUCCCACUCGGACCAAGUCACCCGCAUCGAUGAGCUCGCCUCGUCGCGCGCCGCAGGCCAUCCGUGGCGCGAGCGACGACAACCGCUCCCGGCCCGCUUCGUUUGGUGAUCAGGGUCAGGGCGGGAGCGGGCAGUACCGCGGUGCGGCCGGCGGAAACGGGUCACCAGCAACUCGGGAGGACCCCAGCCUAGGCGGAUCAGUACCCAACACCGCCCGCGUGCCUGGGCGGGCACCGCUACCCCGCUCAUCUACCAUAUUCUGGGAUGAUGCCGAGUACGCAGACGCAGACGUCUCUUCUCAAAAAGGCAGCCUUCGGGACAAGCAGCGGCUUCGGCAAACCCAAACCACGGACACCACUCCAGACCGCGACAGCCUUACUAUGCGCGGUCGUCAGCCUCCUCCCAGCGCUAUGCGGUACAACAGCGGCGGCGAGGCGGUACUCAACUCCACUCCGAGCUCUAGAAAUGUCUCGUGGACCGAAGAACGGGGAGCCAACUCGGGUCCACAUGGCGAGUACGGCCGAGAGAUGUCCCGUGACAGGCGCUCGGUCGCGAAUGGGUCAUCGACGGCGUUGGCGAAUGGGUCUAGGCCCACUAGCCAGAUCAAGGGCGCGGGGUCUGGGAGUUCGACCAAGCUGGAUAGUCAUUCUGGCUCGGAGGGAAAGGGCGGCGGUGUAGGGACCGGGACCAAAGUGGUGGAUGGGGCCAAGCAGGAAACAGUCAAGGAGGGAGCUGGGGCCAGGGACAAGCCAAAGGAGAAGGAGAAGGGCAGCAAGCUAAAGUCGGAGAAGAGCAUGCGGAAUGUUGCCGGCGCGCUGGCUAGGUUCUGGGUGGGAUGA
Molecule: messenger RNA, 2274 nt
Organism: Dioszegia hungarica
Lineage: Eukaryota; Fungi; Basidiomycota; Tremellomycetes; Tremellales; Bulleribasidiaceae
Exons: 7
Coding region: 1-2274 (757 amino acids)
Cellular component (GO): nucleus
Source: RefSeq, a predicted model, not a curated record